AUGUCUCUGCGAGUGACCUCGCUGCUGCUUCUCCUCCUCUGCCUCCAUGGCAUCCCAGCCCUGAAGAUCUGCUCCUUCAACGUGAGAUCCUUUGGUGCAACCAAGACGGGAAAUAAGGAAGUCAUGGAUAUCAUUGUGAAGAUCAUCAAACGCUGCGACAUCAUGCUCCUGAUGGAGAUCAAGGACAGUAAAAAUAUCAUUGGUUCCACGCUGAUGGAGAAGUUGAACGGACUUUCAAGAGCUACAACAUACACCUCUGUGUUUAGUCCUCGACUUGGAAGAAACAAGUAUAAAGAGCAGUAUGCCUUUAUCUACAAGGAAAAACUAGUGACUGUGAAAAAAACCUACACCUACCAUGACAAACAGGUUGGAGAUGAGGAUGUAUUUUCCAGAGAACCUUUCGUGGUCUGGUUCCAGUCACCACACACAGCCAUUAAGGAUUUCGUCAUUAUUCCCCUGCACACCACACCUGAAAAUUCUGUUAAAGAGAUAGAUGAGCUGGUGGAUGUCUACAAAGAAGUGAGCUGCAACUGGAAGACAGAGAAUUUCAUUUUCAUGGGAGACUUCAAUGCUGGUUGCAGCUACGUCCCCAAGAAGGCCUGGAAGAACAUCCGCCUGAGGACUGACCGCCAUUUUGUGUGGCUGAUUGGGGACCAUGAAGACACCACGGUCAAGAAAAGCACCAAAUGUGCUUAUGACAGGUUCGUGCUCAGGGGGCGAGAGCUCGUCCACGCUGUGGUCCCCAAAUCAAGCAGCGUCUUUGACUUUGAGAAAGCAUACGGGCUGACUGAAGACCAGGCCCUGGACGUCAGCGACCACUUUCCUAUUGAAUUUAGACUAAAAUCUUCAAGCGCUUUCACCAACAAUAAAAAAUUUAUCUCUCCAAAGAAGGAGAGAAAGAGCUGUCAAUCCUAG
Messenger RNA from Sorex araneus (European shrew), 915 nucleotides. RefSeq names its product deoxyribonuclease 1 like 3 (gene DNASE1L3). Bases 1 to 915 code for a protein of 304 amino acids. NCBI's taxonomy places the organism in Eukaryota, Metazoa, Chordata, Mammalia, Eulipotyphla, Soricidae. The transcript is spliced from 8 exons. Gene Ontology annotation, cellular component: nucleus. Gene Ontology annotation, molecular function: DNA nuclease activity. The record is from RefSeq and is a predicted model, not a curated record. Gene Ontology annotation, biological process: programmed cell death involved in cell development; apoptotic DNA fragmentation.